Molecule: messenger RNA, 1686 nt
Organism: Drepanopeziza brunnea f. sp. 'multigermtubi' MB_m1
Lineage: Eukaryota; Fungi; Ascomycota; Leotiomycetes; Helotiales; Drepanopezizaceae
Biological process (GO): transmembrane transport; carbohydrate transport
Cellular component (GO): membrane
Molecular function (GO): carbohydrate:proton symporter activity
Source: RefSeq, a predicted model, not a curated record
AUGGUAGCAGCAGCAGCAGCAGCAGAAGCAGGCGGCGCCCACGAAGGCGACCCCGUCGUCACCCGCCUCGUGGCCGAAGACAAAGUCUCUUGGUACCGCAAGAAGAACCUCAGGAACCUAUACCUGCUGCUCUUCCCGACGUGCAUGGGGAUCGAGAUCACAUCUGGCUUCGACUCGCAGCUCAUCAAUGCCUUGCAAGGCAUUGAGCCCUGGAAGCAGUAUUUCGGCACCUGCGCCAUCGAGGUCGUGGAUGGGGAGGGGGAGGCGACAUCGUCGUGCACCUUCACGGCGUCCAUCGCGGGCAUCAUCGCGGCGUCGUAUGCCCUGGGCGCCAUCUGCGCGCUGCCGUUCGUGCCGACCUUCAAUCAGUGGUUUGGCCGACGGUGGAGCAUCUUCUUCGGGAGCGCCGUGUCGAUCGUGGGCGCCAUCAUCCAAGGGCUGGCGAAGAACAUCGGCAUGUACAUCGUGGCACGAAUGGUCCUCGGCUUCGGCAUCCCCUUCUGCAUCAUCUCCGGCUCGGCCAUGCUGGGUGAGCUCGGCUACCCGAAAGAGCGGCCGUUUCUCACAGCGCUGUUCAACGCGUCGUAUUUCAUCGGCUCGGUGACGGCAGCUGCUAUCACGAUGGGCACGAAUCAUAUCAUGGAUGAUUGGGCGUGGAGAAUUCCGAGUUAUCUGCAGAUGGUGCCCUCGGCAGUACAGUUAUGUCUGGUAUUUCUCCUCCCCGAAAGCCCAAGGUACUUGAUCAGUACCGAACGACGCGAAGAGGCUUUGGAUAUCCUCUGCAAAUACCAUGCCGAAGGCGACCGUAACAGCCUCAUCGUGCGCGCCGAGAUGGCGCAGAUCGAGACCACGAUUCGGCUAGAGAUGGAUGCAUCAAAGCAGACAUAUCUAGAUCUGUUCCGUACCGCCGGUAUGAGGAGGAGGACACUGAUCGGAAUGAUGCUUGGCUUCUUCACCCAGUGGAGUGGGAAUACCCUGAUAUCAUACUACCUGAUGCCUAUCAUGGGCUUGUUGGGCAUCGAGGACAGCAACCGAAAACAGCAAAUCAACUUGGGAAACCAGUGCUGGGGUCUGGUUAACGCCACGACCAUCGCGCUCAUCGUGACUCGAUUCCCUCGUCGCAGAAUGUUCCUCAUCUGCACCAUCGGCAUGACUUGUUGCUACGUCGGCUGGACGGUGACGAUGGGGAUUUACCAGGAAGGGGGUUCGAGAAAUGAUGCAGCGGGAAUAAUGGCGCUGUUCUUCAUCUUCCUCUAUUCGCCGUGGUACAAUAUUGGUUACAAUUCCUUGACGUACACCUAUCUCGUCGAACUCUUCCCAUACGCAGAGCGUACCCGGGGCAUCGCACUGUUCCAGUUCUUCGGCAGAGGUGCCAACUUCUUCUCGACCUUCGUCAAUCCUAUCGCGCUCGAUGCGAUUGCCUGGAAGUAUCUCAUUGUAUUUAGCUGCUGGGUAGCGUUUGAGGUUGCGUUCAUCUAUUUCUUCUUCCCUGAAACGCAUAACCGGACACUGGAGGAACUGGCAUUCCUCUUCGAGGGGCAGGAAAUCCAAGAUCAGCAAGCUAUUGCGACGGAAAAACAGAUGCUCAGACAGCUGGACAAUGAAACGGAAAUCCACGAUAUCGCGCACGAAGAAUACCGUCAUGUAGAAUCUACACACGCAUCGGCCCCAACUGAGCUCAAGUGA